AUGGGGUCAACGUUCUCGGUCAUCAAGACCUUGAUCGUCCCUGCAGUCAUCUCCCUCAUACUCUUCCUCACAACGACCUUCGUCCUCUACCCGCUCUGGCAACGCUACCGCAAUCGAUAUAGCCAAUACCUUCCCCUCGAGACGAUAUCAAACCAAACGCUAUCGCUCCGAUCCAGGAUACAAGAAGCAUUAAUUCGCUUCCUAGCGCCGUCAGCAUGGCGAGCGCGAGUCGCAGACCGUAUUGCGGUAGCUGAGCGAGGCUCUUUUGAUUCAGAAGAAGGAGAAGAGCUCGGAGAUGUGGAUGAGCCUCUUUCAAGAAGAGUGUUGGAUCGAGAAAGGGGCAUACCCAUCGAUAAUCAAAGAAGGCUUAGCAGAGAUCUCGAAGAAGGGUUUAUGGACGACAGCGACGACGACACAGAAAGUAGUCGAACCCGAUAG
Molecule: messenger RNA, 438 nt
Organism: Dichotomopilus funicola
Lineage: Eukaryota; Fungi; Ascomycota; Sordariomycetes; Sordariales; Chaetomiaceae
Exons: 3
Coding region: 1-438 (145 amino acids)
Source: RefSeq, a predicted model, not a curated record